Ylistrum balloti is the source of this 4423-nucleotide messenger RNA. RefSeq names its product tumor protein p53-inducible protein 11-like. Lineage: Eukaryota; Metazoa; Mollusca; Bivalvia; Pectinida; Pectinidae. The transcript is spliced from 6 exons. Bases 1 to 819 code for a protein of 272 amino acids. The record is from RefSeq and is a predicted model, not a curated record.
AUGGAGAACGAUAAAUUAAGUGACUCAAGAGCUGAGAAGAGGUUAGGGAAGGUUACCACAGAGACAAAUAAGUCUUCACCAAUAAGUGGAGGUGUUGCAGGGACAGGUGGCUCAUCCCCAACAAGUACUCAGCCCCAAGGGGCUGGGACACAAUCCUCGGGGGCUAGCACCACUCAGCCACAACCCACUCGUAGGAUGCCACAUCUCCACAAACUAGAAAAAAAGCACAGUAGUGGUGACUUACAUAGUCGGCUAAAGACAAGAAAGCUACUAGGUGUUGGUGAAACUGACGAUGGAGAUGUACACAGGUCAAAGUUGAGCCAGAUACUAGGCCAUAGUGAUCAACUCUACGUGAGAUUACCACCAGGCCUCCGAAUAUGGCAUAUUUUCCUGGCAACUGUAUUCUCAGCAAUAGCUGUUUGGGCUUUCAUGUUUCCUGCACACCUGUUUGACUCCACAUUUGAGACAGAUGAGGGGAAGAACCUCCGUUUACCUGUGCGACUCUAUGGCACAGCAUUGAUUUGUUUGUCAAUGAUAUUCUGGAACACAUUAAAUACAGUGGAUAAAGAUAUCAUACGUCUGGUGUUGCUGUCUAGUGUCAUCUUCUUCACACUCCAAACUAUAGUGAUAACAGUUACUACCCUGGGAGAAGGGACCUUCACCAAAGGCUGGUUCAUAUCUCAAGGGUCUCAAACCUUGCUCGUCCUCAUAAGCUACUUCUACUACUGGGCCAUAGGGGGUCGUCUUGUAUCCCUCAUGGUAAUGACAAGGUCAAACUCCACACGGGACCUCAGGGACGUCAAGGACAAGGACCAGUAACUAUAUGUCAGGACCACAAGACGUUGAAAUAGAGGAUGUUUGGAAAAGGGGAAUUUUCGGAAUUAUUGGCAGAUUUUGAAUAAUUAGGGAUAGUACAGAAACUGAAAGAUGGAUUAAGAUUCAAUUUUAAAUUGUCAACAAUGAUCACAUAGAAUAGAAAUGUGAUCGUCUGUUUUUUGGAUAAUUAACACAUCUUAUGGAAUAUAAUGAGAAUAUAAUGUAAAUUAUUUAUAAAAGCUUAUUAUACUGUUUACAAAUAAAGUCAUGUUCAUUCUUAUAUAUUUAUUGUUUGUAUGGGAUUAUCAAUGUAAACAAGUUUAAUUAACAUAUAGCAGGCAUACAUGUCUAAUGCUUUCCAGUUGCAAUGGCACAUAACAGGAACAUGCAUGGAAAUGGCUUUAGGAUAUGUAUAGAAUACUAUAGUGUAUAUAAUUUAUACCAGUACAGUUGGUGCUGUUUUAAAACCUUUUAAAACAAUCUUGAAGAUCAAGUGUGAUGUUAUUUCUGUGUUCAAUUCAAACUUGUUUGUUUAGAGGUGAUUAUACAAUAUUUUCAUGUAACAGUAUAUGGAUUCCAGUUAUAUUUGUGAUAUGCAGAAUUUUAGCAUAUUUAUCUUUUAAAACAAAAAGAGACUGUAGUCAAUCCAGGGGCAAAGUUAUUGAUACUUUGUACGAUUUGAUUGGCAGGCGUAAAAUAAAUUUAUCUUGAAUGCAUGUUCGGAAUUUAAGUGAUAGCUUUCCUGUACAUUGUAUCCUUUUUCAUGGUGCGUUAGCAUUUGUGUUUAUAUAACCAUUACAAUCAAACUGUAUAUACAUCACUCUCAUAAUACCGUAGCCCUGUGGUUUACGACAGCAAGCAUUCAUAAACCAUGGCAACAGGGUUGGUAGCAGUUGUAACAAUGACAACAAACUAUGUAGCCAUGCCUUGUCUUGACAAGGAAGAUCCUUUCUUUGGUAGAGGUAAAAUAUUAUAUGUCAGGUAAACAUCUAGAAAUUCAAAAUAUCUAAAUGCUCUUGUGAAACUUAAAACAAAAUAUUUAAAAUGUUACUUUUUACUAAAACUUGCAAUUAUAAAACAAUCAACACUAGUAGAUUACAGAAUAAUUUUCAGAAGGCCAAAUUGAGAUUGUAAUUAGUAAAUUGCCAGACAUACAGGUGGCAUGGCUGAUAAAUCCAAAUAAUACUGGUAGAUUUCAAAAAAUGGCAGUAAUCACCUGCUUUUGGAAGUACAUUCAAAUGUCUCUUUUUUCAUACAUUUGUUUAGUUUGCAGAUGUGAUUUCUUUGCUUUAUCUGUAUGUGUUAGUAGUGAUAAUUAGUAUAAAUAUCUAUCGUCAAGUGUUUUAAUUAAUCCAUAAACGUCACUGCCUGAUUACCUGUUGUACGUGUUUGCUAUUCAACAAUCACCAACAUAGCGUUGCAAGUGAUAUAUUGGCAAUAUGGCCUUAAUAACAUUAAGUAAAGAUUGUUUCCAAAUAACAUUUUGAUUCUGCUACAUAUUGUUUAGAAGUCCUGACUGAUUGUACAAAAAAAACACAUCUCUUACUUAAAAUUAAGUGUUAGAUUUAGUAGAAUUAAACUGCAUCAUACAGCCACUGUGUUUUGUCCUUCUGGGACUUGUCAGCGAUGCUAAUGGCCUACCUUUUGAAACAAAGACCGUAAAGAGAAUUCAAAGUGAUCAAAAAAGUGAAAGAAAAUCUAGAUGAAGGUUUCUCAAUUUACAUAUACCUGUUAAUUUUAUAACAUCAAGUACAUGUGUAUAUUCUGAACAGUUUCACUAUUAGAUUGGAUUAAGAGUGGCGGUCAGGUCAAGUUAGUGGCUUUGGGAUGAUCCAGCAUUUGACAGGCUGCAAAGGUUGUUGAUAUAAACAUAAACAAUGGCAUAUAAAGGUAAAUUUAUUUUAAGAACUGACAACUUGUUAUUAUGAUGUAUUUUUAUAUGUCUAACUCUAUUUUCACAAAUAUCUGUUGAUACUUCUUUAUUUAUGCUUGUCCACUUAAAAAACAUUAAUAUACUUAAGGGAGCAAUUUUUGUUCUGUAAUUCGUCAGAUAGAAAAGUACUUUGGGAAGGUAUGCGAGAUUUUGUCUGCAUUUCAAUACAUCAUAUACAGUUAUUUAGCUAUUAAAGUGGUCAUAAGCAGUGGUUAUCAAACUGGCUGUCAAUCAAUUUGUAUCUUAUUCCAUUGGAGUGUCAAAAUGAUGAUAUGGUUGUGUGGAUGUGUCUUCAUUUACAAUGGGGUUUUUUUUGUCAUGUAGAAUAUAAACGUGCCUGUUUUCCCAUCUAUUGUAUCGUAGUUGGGGUCAAAGGAUCAUAAAAUAUAUACAAAGUUUUCACCUUUUCAUAUUUGACUUUGUAAACUUUCUUCUUUAGAAUCCCUUCAAUUUCGCAAAUAUUUAUAACAAACCUAUAUACAUAUAUGUUAAUUACAACAUCGGUUUUGUUAUAAAAAUAGAACUUUUAGAAAGAAUCAACAGAUUUGAUUAUCAUCUGAAGAUUCCAGUCGGCUUUGUUCCAUGAUCCCAGGGCCAAGAUUCUUCCACUUCAGUUUCCAUUUAUCAUAAGUUAAGUAUCAUUGCCACUUUAUGGUGCCACUAUUUCAAAUUCUGAUAACCUUCAUAUUUUACAUGGUUCGGUUGUUGACAUCAAAAUGUAAUAUCUGACACCAAUGACUAAUGAUUGAUAUUCUCCUGUUAAUGAUGGUACUUCACCGUGUAUCCACUUAACUGAUAUACACUUAAGACAUCAUUUAAUUAACACAUCAAUAUUAAAUAGUUGAGUCUAGAUUUUAGUUAACAGGGAAAUGUGCAGGUGAUGAAACAAUUCAAUACUUCAAUACAUGACGAGUUGCCUCCCUUUUAACCUUCAAAGUCUCAAUUCAUAUUUCAAUAAUGUUCUUGUUACUGAUAAGGAAACGACAUGUUGAAAAAAUCUUUUAUCAAUGAUUUCCACUAUUACUAUGUAUAUUGUGUGUAUAGUAAAACUUUACCCAUCAUCCUUUAAGACUUUAUGUAUCCUGUAAGGAGCUACAUAUAUACUGCCUCAUUUGACAUUCAAGGAUUAUGUGCCUGUUAAUACAUUAUCUGAUGUUUUUAAUACAGUAAAACUCAACUGUCAGUGUUUAUACAUUCAAAAAAUUUGGAACAAAUAUUUCUGAAAACAAAAUUUUUUCUUCCUUGAUAUUUUGGCUUUGUGUAAUGUCUUUUCCCUCAAAUUGACAAAGUAUAAAUAGUGAUAUAGUGUAUUUUAUAAGAUGUUUAUAAUGAAUUAGAAUAUUUAUCAUGAUCAUGUCAAUGUUUAUGCAGAAAUCAUGAGCAUUUGAUAUAUACAGAACUCUCUUGACGAGUUAAGUGUCUUUCAAAGUUUAUCAAACUAGCUAGUGAAUGUACUUUAAAACUGUUUUGGAAAGUUAAUAAGAGCAGACACAUUCAGCAUUGGAAGUAAGAUGCCUAUCCUAUCUGGUCACACAACAAUGGUUCCAUUACAUUGGUCACCAAGUUCGUGUUUCCAAACUUUUUGUAUUUUGUGUUUUACCUACGUUGUGAAUGUACCAAUCACUCCAUUGUUUCAACAUAUAGACUACAAAUAAACCAUAUUUUUGAAAUGAA